AGGAGGAGGAGGAGGAGGAGGCAGCAGCAGCAAUAACUCGCAGAGGCACGUCCAAGAAAGGUGGAGACUCCUGGGUUAACUUCCUGCACAAUAAUCUGGAACCACCACAGAGUCCGGACUGGGAGGCUACCGCGAGGACGAAUGGAUCCACGGCUCACUGUCCUCCGUGUCAGGCAGUGAAUCCACAGCUUCCCUCGGUCCCUGAUCACACAUAUGACCACACACCUCUACCUGAGUGUUAGUUAGCUUAGCGGUGAGAGAGGACAUUCCCGAGCCCUGAGAGCGAGCUGCCGCUGCGGACAGGAAUGGAGGUCGUGGUGGAGUAUGAGUAUGAAGCGCUCCAUGAAGACGAACUGACUCUGCGACCAGGGGACAUCAUCAAAAAUGUGCGCUACAUCGAAGAGGACGGCUGGAUGGAGGGAGACCUGCACGAGAAAAGAGGCCUCUUCCCUGACAACUUUGUCAAGGAAGUGAAGAAAGAUUCCAAGGAGGUCAAAGAAACGAAGCCUGAGCCGAAAGAGGAAACCUCUCACCCCCAAAGACGAGAGAAGAGUGCAGGGAACGUGGCCAACCUGGUUCAGAGGAUGAGCACCAUCGGCAUCCCCACGGGAGGCUUUCAGCCGCAGCCACCUGCAGCUGCAAAGAAGCCGAAGAGGAGGCAGUGCAAGGUGCUGUUUGACUAUCAGCCGCUGAACGACGAUGAGCUGGAACUAAAAGUUGGAGACACAAUAGACAUCAUUGAAGAGGUGGAAGAGGGCUGGUGGAGCGGAAGCUUUAACGGCAGGUCGGGACUGUUUCCCUCCAACUUUGUCAAAGAGCAGGAUUCUACUGGAGAGGAUGCAGAGACUAAUGACCGAGCAGGAGACGAGGCCGACGGAGGUGGAGCAGAGAGCACCGCCUCUCCCACCUCCCCGCAGCCUGCUCACGGAAACGGCGUCGCUCAGCCCAAGAAGAUCCGAGGCAUCGGCUUCGGAGACAUUUUCAAAGAAGGGUCAGUGAAAUUAAAAGUCCGACUGCCGAGCCCCGAGAGAGAAGAGAAGAAGGAGAGACCAAUCUCAUCAUUACCAUCCGCUGCAAAGCCCGCCCAUCCCAACACCACGGACGGAGAGGACAAAUCCAAAGCAAAAGAGUAUUGUAAAGUCACGUUUGCUUUCGAGUCUACAAACGAGGACGAGCUGAGCAUAAAGGAAGGCGAAGUCAUCCACAUCCUGAGCAAGGACACAGGAGAGCCCGGCUGGUGGCGAGGGGAGGUUGGGGGCAGAGAAGGUGUUUUUCCUGACAACUUCGUCACCAUGCUGUCUGAAUCAGAGAAAGAGACUCCCACAUCGAGAGGCUCCGUGAAAUCAUCACCCAGGCAGGAAUCAGAAGAGAAACCGAAGAAGCCUCCUCCUCCAUUAAAAAGCAUAGCUCCGAAGCCAGAGGUUCCCAGAAGCGCCGAUAGGAGGCUUCACCCCACCAGACCAGAGGACCGAGUUGACAAGCCAUCCAAGCCUGCAGCUCCCGUGGUCCCACCCAAGAAGCCAGUCCCUCCUCCUGUUAAAGGCAGACCGGGGAUCCUUCCACCAAAACGGCCUGACAAGCCUCUUGCUCCCUCACCAAACCUCAAGCACAAUGGAGAGGUGCCUUCUACACGAUCAAAGCCUGACUUUGAGUCAUUAAUGCCUGUAAAGCCCAAAACACUCUCUGUGGAGUUGGGGGAGAAGCCCUCAGAGACAGAUCUGAUGAGUUUUGAUGAGUUGUCGUCUACCUCGGAGAAGCUCUCUCACCUGACUGCUAACAGACCAAAGAUGCCUGGAAGGAGACUGCCUGCCCAGUUUGGAGGACACUCGCCAAACAAGGAAACAAACGUGGAGAAGUCUUUCAAGAUGGAUGAAGAGGAAACGACCAAACCAAAGCUCACAGAAACCAGAAAGCCUUCAGCGAACCCCUCGUCCCCGUCACCUCUGCCCAGUAAGGCUGCCUCCACCAACAUCGAGGCCAAGCCCAGUCUGACAUCAGCCCCGGUGUCACAGGGACACGGCGUCCAGCUGGACUCCAACUCCCAGCUGGACGAGCUGAGGAGCCAGAUGAAGGACCUGCUGAUGACUGUGGAGCUGCUCAAGGCCCAGCAAAUGAAAGAGAUAGCAGGGCUCCGAGGAGAGCUGGAUGACGAGAGGCUAAAGCGCAUGGCCCUGCAGAUGGAGAUAGAGAAGCUGAAACAGACCAUCCACUCCACGUGAAGCCCGCACCCCAAUCAACAGCAACCCUCAAGAUCGGCUGUUGGCCUGUGGACCGAGCAGAGACCCGGCGGGCGGGCGAAAGGCGGGCGGUGCAUACGCAGAGAUGAACGGGUGGAGAGAGGAAUCAGAUGAACCACCUCAUGCACAAUCCAGUGAUUUAUGAAAGUAUAAACUCUUCUGAUAUUUGUAAACAUACAUUUUGCACAUAUGAUUUUUUCGAGCUAUGUAGUCACCGGUGUAUAUGUUUCUCUUUAGUUGAUUUUGCCAACACAAAAACCUGAGGCCUUACUUUGAACUCUUGCGCUGGACUAAAACUCUUCCACGGCUGUCUCCCUUCACUUUAGCGCUCCGUGGACCCCCAGGUCUGGGGUGUGGGGGGGGUCCACUCUCAGAACUACUGACUUUGUACGAAGCAGGGGACUCUUGUUUUCCUCACCUGGUUCUCUUUCUCUCUUUUUAUGAAUGCACAAAUAGACGAUUUCCUGAGUUUGAUCUCCUGAUCCUCUCCUCCUCCUCCGCGGCCGCAGCGCUUUGUGUUCCUUUAUUUUUAUAUGCUUUCUUGCAUUCCUAUCCAGGGUAACACUACUGUGCCUGUUAUGAAAUGAGGGGUUCGUAAUGAGAGAUUACAUUUACCGUGAUGGUGUCGAGAAAUGUUGCAGCAUGAUAUUGUAUAUCUAUUUUUGUCUACUGACACGCCGAGUCGAAUACUAAACAGAGGGCCUCUUCCUGGCCGGUAUAUUCUAUUUUUGUCAGACUGUUUCUCUUGUUGGGAAUGUUCUCAGAGAUUUAACUCUUCAGGCAAUACACAGGGAGUCCAGGAGCGAGAGAGGUAGAACCCUGAGAGGAAGAGAGGAGGAGGAUUAUUGUUUUGAUCAUCUCUACAUCCUGCUCUCUCUGUCCCUCUUCUUAUCUCGGGCCUGCUCUAUCUUUCCCUCCUUCUCCUAACUCUUCAUCAAAUGAUCUGUACUCCAGAGAGUCAUUCAUCCUCCAUGCUGUCCUUUUUGUAAAUGUCCUUCCUCCAGUUUUUUAUCUCUUCCACAUUCCCACUGCACACGUUAAACUGGAAGCACAAAGAAGAGAGCGUUAAAGAAUGAAAUGAUAUUUUCUUGAUUCUAAAUGUUUAAAGAACAAAGACGUAAUGCCCCUUUAUCUGGAUCUUUUAUGCGCUUACAUGAUCCUAAAACUCUGCUCUCACUUUGGGGCUUUUUGUAUGAAAAUCAGAGACAUUGAAACUUUGUACAGUCGUCGUCCACAGAGGACAACCCUGACGCUCACGACAAAGUGCUUUUAACUGCCCGGUGGUGAUCUCAGAUCUCACAGGCUCUCACAGGCUCUCAGAGCUCUCAGCCUCCAUCAACAUGUUCAAAUAGAGUCCACUUUGGGAUCUCUGCUCCAGAGCGAGCGGCCCUUUCACUCUCUGACGCUCUGUACACCCCGCUAACAUUCCCACCAGCCCGAGCUGAUACUGGAAAUAAACGGCAGCGACGUUGAAGCUGCUUAAACAUAUCUCUGUAGCACAAGGCCAAACGUAAAUCCACUCAGAGCUGAGAGCAUGUCUGAUUAUUAAACCUCCCCUCGGAGCGUCCCAGCCUCAGAGGGUGAAACUCUUCACAUGGAGGCUUUAAGAUGAUUCUAGAACCAGAAGAGAGAUGAGACCCUGCUGUUCACUCACUGCUUUUACUGAAAGCAUUGUCUACAGACAGAGUCCGCUCCGGAUGCUCACCUGGUCUCAAUCCUGCAUGCGUGGAUUCUUAUCACAGCUGGGAGGGCUCAGGAAUUCCAUGUAGGAUGAGAGUCUGAGCUGUGGCCCCGAGCUCUGAAUGUACAGUGUGGGUUUCUUGUUAUCUCAUGCUGACACACUUUUGAGAAACUGGAACCGAUGUAGACUCCAGAGAAACCCUGGAGCCGCUCUCUGGAUUAGGAGGGAAAGCUUCAGAGUUUGGAUCAAAUAUUCACACCAUCUUUUAGAAGUUGUAUAAACAGAUCUCCUUUUACUGUUUUAUUUUAAUUGAACUAUCGUAUACAUAUCUCACUGAAGUCUUAAGACGUGUUGACCGGCUGUUAAACCCUCCUCAGGCUGUGAUUCAUGUGUUUGAUGUGUGUGUGCAUGCUUUGGCCGACGUGGCUCAUCACAGUGAACUGUAACGGCGUCACGAUGAUGAGCGUCUCUGGACUCCAAAGUGCUUUGAUCAAACACCAUAUUUUGAUACCUAACAUUGAAGCUCUUUUAGCAGCUGUGACACAGAGCGGGGAGGUGAUGAAAUACUCACACCUUGGGAGAGAGGGUCUGGGGGGGUUUGGUGACGGCUCUUUGUGUAAUAUCUGUAAAGUGGCUUUACUUUGUACAUUCCAGAGUUUGACACCAAGGAAAAGAAAUCUGUGCACAAUCAUAACAUUUUCAAAUUGUUUACAUGAGCUGUAUCUUUGCAUGAGCUGAGAACCUUCUCAGAAAUAAAUAAAUUUCUUUAUUAACUGUCA
This is a messenger RNA of Notolabrus celidotus (New Zealand spotty), 4697 nucleotides long. It is a transcript of the gene cd2ap, whose product is annotated as CD2-associated protein. The record is from RefSeq and is a predicted model, not a curated record. Lineage: Eukaryota; Metazoa; Chordata; Actinopteri; Labriformes; Labridae. Bases 306 to 2219 code for a protein of 637 amino acids. Gene Ontology annotation, molecular function: protein binding. The transcript has 19 exons.